Molecule: messenger RNA, 861 nt
Organism: Bipolaris zeicola 26-R-13
Lineage: Eukaryota; Fungi; Ascomycota; Dothideomycetes; Pleosporales; Pleosporaceae
Exons: 1
Coding region: 1-861 (286 amino acids)
Biological process (GO): secondary metabolite biosynthetic process
Cellular component (GO): nucleus; cytoplasm
Source: RefSeq, a predicted model, not a curated record
AUGCUCCCCUCACAAUCCGCCUCCAAAAUACCCCUGGUAAAGCCCGACGACCGCUCCUUCCCACGCAUCCUCUGUCUCCACGGCGGCGGCGUCAACGCCGCAAUCUUCGAAGCGCAAGCACGAUGCCUAAUCCGCCAUCUGCAACACUCGUUCCGCCUCGUAUGGGUUGACGCGCCCUUCUUCUGCGACCCACACCCCGAUGUCGUUGACGUGUACAGCAGCUACGCGCCCUUCCGGCGGUGGCUGCGCUGGCUACCCUCGCACCCUGAGCUCGACGAGGAAACGUGCAUCGAGGAGAUUGGCUACGCCAUGCGCACCGCCAUGCAAAACGACGACGCUGCGGGCGGAACGGGCGAGUGGGUUGGCCUCAUGGGCUUCAGCCAGGGCGCAAAACUAUCCGCGAGUUUGCUGCUUGAGCAACAGGCCCGCGAGAAUGAAGCGAAAAAGCGUGGUCCUGCGGCGCCGAUAACACCGGGGCUCACCGGUUUCCCAGAUAUCAAGUGGCGCUUUGGCGUGUUGCUGGCGGGAAGGGCGCCGCUGUCCAAUCUCAAUCCCAGGCUACUAACUAGCAAGACGCUGGUGAGUGCGGGCAAGAUAUCAGAGGGGUUUGAGUUUUGCAAGGAGGUGGAUGAGGAGGCGACGCUUAGGGUGCCGACGCUGCAUGUCCAUGGUUUGGCGGAUCCAGGGCUGGAAUUGCAUAGAAAGUUGCUGAAUGAGUAUUGUGAGAAGGGGACUGCGACGCUGGUGGAGUGGCCGGGCGCGCAUCGGGUUCCGAUCAAGAGUGUGGAUGUUGAUCCCGUGGUUGCUGCCAUCUAUGAUUUAGCUGAGAAGGUGGGGGUGAGUGUGCUGAGGACUGUGUGA